This is a messenger RNA of Leopardus geoffroyi (Geoffroy's cat), 8632 nucleotides long. RefSeq names its product DENN domain containing 4A (gene DENND4A). The record is from RefSeq and is a predicted model, not a curated record. Bases 413 to 6169 code for a protein of 1918 amino acids. The transcript has 34 exons. Gene Ontology annotation, biological process: regulation of Rab protein signal transduction. NCBI's taxonomy places the organism in Eukaryota, Metazoa, Chordata, Mammalia, Carnivora, Felidae. Gene Ontology annotation, cellular component: ESCRT I complex; cytoplasmic vesicle. Gene Ontology annotation, molecular function: protein binding.
GCGAUCCCCGCCCCUGCCCCUCCGUCACUGCCAAGAUGGCACCGGUCGCAGCGGCGGCGGCCGCGGCGGCUGGAGCCAGAGAAGGAGGCGGAGGCAGCAGCGGCUGCGAGGGGAGGGGGAGUCCCGUCUGACUGAGACGGCAGGCCUGGGCGGGCGGGGGUGCCGCGCAGGGCGGAGCGCCGGGCUGGGGAUGAGCUAAGCGGGUUCAGAGCGCCGCGGCAUCCAGCCCCUCGUGUCCCGCCGCCGUCGGGAGGGGACAGUGCACCACUCUCCAAGCUCGACCCGUUGCUCGCGCUGGAGCCAGCGGUGAGUCUUUCUCAAAUUCUGAGGCUUGCAGAAUUCACAAAUUGAGAUUUGGCAUCAUUUUCAGAGAAAGACCUUCAGUAAUGUAUGUAACCUUCUGUAAUGGAAGAUGAUUGAAGAUAAGGGGCCUCGUGUUGCUGACUACUUUGUUGUAGCUGGAUUAACUGAUGUUUCAAAGCCUCUGGAAGAAGAAAUUCACUUCAAUGAUGCCUGUCAUAAAGUAGCUAAACCAAAAGAACCUAUUACAGAUGUUGCAGUUAUUAUUAAAUCUCUUGGGGAGGAAGUGCCACGGGAUUAUAUCUGUAUUGAUGUUACUCCAACUGGAUUGUCAGCUGAUCUCAAUAAUGGAAGUCUUGUGGGGCCACAGAUUUACCUUUGCUACAGAAGAGGAAGAGAUAAGCCUCCACUUACAGAUCUGGGGGUUUUAUACGACUGGAAAGAAAGAUUGAAACAAGGGUGUGAAAUUAUUCAGAGUACUCCGUAUGGACGCCCUGCAAAUAUUAGUGGCAGUACCUCAUCACAAAAAAUUUAUAUCACUUACCGAAGAGCCUCUGAAAACAUGACUCAGAAUACGUUGGCUGUCACAGACAUAUGUAUUAUCGUACCCAGUAAAGGAGAAAGCCCACCACACACAUUUUGCAAAGUCGACAAGAAUCUCAAUAACAGUAUGUGGGGAUCAGCAGUGUACUUAUGUUAUAAAAAAUCAGUGGCAAAGACUAACACUAUAUCUUACAAAGCUGGUCUAAUUUGUAGAUAUCCUCAAGAAGAUUAUGAGUCUUUCUCACUCCCAGAAUCUGUUCCCCUGUUUUGUUUACCAAUGGGUGCAACUAUUGAAUGUUGGCCACCAAAUAGCAAAUACCCUCUCCCUGUUUUUUCUACAUUUGUGUUAACUGGAGCCUCAGCUGAAAAGGUCUAUGGUGCUGCUAUUCAGUUUUAUGAACCAUACUCUGAGGAAAAUCUCACAGAAAAACAGAGACUUCUCUUGGGUUUAGCAUCAUCAGCAGAUGGGAAAUCUGAUAGUUCCAAAACAAUUCACACUAAUAAAUGCAUCUGUCUUCUUUCUCACUGGCCUUUUUUUGACGCAUUCAGGAAGUUUCUGACUUUUCUGUAUCGUUAUUCUAUCUCUGGACCUCAUGUCCUUCCAAUUGAGAAGCAUAUUUCUCAUUUUAUGCAUAAAGUUCCUUUUCCAUCUCCUCAGAGGCCGCGGAUUUUAGUUCAGUUAUCACCACAUGAUAAUCUGAUUCUCAGUCAACCUGUUUCUUCACCUCUUCCACUAAGUGGUGGCAAGUUUUCAACACUACUUCAAAAUUUAGGCCCUGAAAAUGCUGUGACACUACUUGUGUUUGCAGUAACAGAACAUAAGAUUCUCAUCCAUUCCCUACGCCCUUCCGUGCUUACUAGUGUGACAGAAGCAUUAGUGUCUAUGAUUUUCCCUUUCCACUGGCCAUGCCCAUAUGUUCCUCUCUGCCCACUGGCUUUAGCAGACGUCUUGAGUGCACCAUGUCCAUUCAUAGUAGGAAUUGAUUCAAGAUACUUUGAUCUCUAUGACCCUCCACCAGAUGUCAGUUGUGUUGACCUAGACACCAACACCAUUUCUCAAACUGGUGACAAGAAAAAUGUAGCCUGGAAGAUACUUCCAAAGAAACCAUGUAAAAAUCUGAUGAACACACUGAAUAAUUUGCACCAGCAGCUGGCAAAAUUGCAGCAGAGACCAAGAGACGAUGGACUAAUGGACUUAGCAAUGAAUGACUAUGAUUUUAAUUCUGGAAAGAGGUUGCACAUGAUAGAUUUGGAAAUCCAAGAGGCAUUUUUGUGUUUCAUGGCCUCUAUUUUGAAAGGCUAUAGAUCAUACUUAAGACCAAUAACACAAGCCCCAUCUGAGACAGCCACAGAUGCGUCCUCUCUUUUUGCCUUGCAAGCUUUCUUAAGAAGCCGGGACCGAUCACAUCAAAAAUUCUAUAACAUGAUGACCAAAACACAAAUGUUCAUUCGCUUCAUCGAGGAAUGUUCUUUUGUCAGUGAUAAAGAUGCAAGCCUGGCAUUUUUUGAUGACUGUGUAGAUAAAGUGGAUAUGGACAAGAGUGGUGAAAUGCGACUUAUAGAACUGGAUGAAUCUUUCAAAAGUGAACAUACUGUUUUUGUAACACCACCUGAGAUCCCCCAUCUACCCAAUGGUGAAGAACCCCCUUUACAGUACAGCUAUAAUGGAUUUCCAGUUCUUAGAAACAAUUUAUUUGAGAGACCUGAAGGAUUUCUACAAACACGAAAGAACAAAUUGCCUUCAAAAUCAAGUAGCCCUAGUAGCCCUUCUCCCAUGUUCAGAAGAACAAAACAGGAAAUUAAAUCAGCCCAUAAAAUUGCCAAGAAGUAUUCUUCCAUUCCCCAAAUGUGGUCUAGGUGUCUAUUGCGUCACUGUUACGGACUAUGGUUUAUUUGUCUGCCAGCUUAUGUCAAAGUAUGUCAUUCAAAAGUCAGGGCCCUGAAAACAGCAUAUGAUGUGCUUAAAAAAAUGCAGUCAAAGAAGAUGGAUCCCCCUGAUGAGGUGUGCUACCGCAUUCUCAUGCAGCUCUGUGGACAGUAUGAUCAGCCCGUGCUUGCAGUUCGAGUGCUUUUCGAAAUGCAGAAAGCUGGUAUUGACCCCAAUGCCAUUACUUACGGUUAUUAUAAUAAGGCUGUUCUGGAAAGUACUUGGCCCUCAAGAAGUCGUAGUGGCUAUUUUCUUUGGACAAAAGUAAGAAACGUUGUUUUAGGAGUAGCACAGUUCAAAAGAGCUUUAAAGAAACACGCACACUUAUCACAAACAACUCUCUCAGCAGAUGGCAGUGACCUGGAUGCUAUUAGUCAUGGCAGCAUGGAUAGUGGUCAUGGGACACAAACUGUGGAGCAGGCACCUUUUAAUACGGGUUUAAUCAAAGUAUAUGCUACUGAUGAUAGAUCUAGUACAGGUGGCCAGUCUGAUCUUGGGUAUAAUUCAUUAUCUAAGGAUGAAGUUAGAAGAGGGGAUAUAUCUACUGAAGAAAUUCAAGAAGAAAAAGAUAAGAAAGGGAGUGAUUCUAGUUCCCUAUCAGAGAGCGAGAGUGCAAAAGGAAGUGCUGAUUGUCUUCCUGAGCUUAAUUAUCAAAGUUCUUCCAGUAUAGUUCGCCCCAGUGGCACCAGUAACAAUGGUGCUGAUAAAAUAUCAGAAGAAGGCUCUGAAAGCACAUCUGAGCUGCUCUUAAUGUCAUCCUUUGAGGGUCCAAAUGAAACAGGAAAGAGUCAAAGUAGAUGCUUCAGGAAAAGACAUAAAAGUGACAACGAAGCUGAUUUGCAGCAGCGACUCUCCUGGGGAAGCAGAGAGCGCAGUCUUAGCGGAGGAGUACUAGUGGGACUUGUGCUCAGUAGAGUCAACCAGGAAGCAAAUCCUGGAGACAUGGCCGAAAAACUAGGAGCUGACGCAAAAAUACUUUCAAAUGUGAUCUCAAAAAGCACAAGACCAACUAGUCUUGAUAUUGGAAAGCCACCUUUGAGAUCAAAAAGAGACAGUCUAGAAAAGGAAUCUAGUGAUGACGAUACACCUUUCGAUGGUUCCGAUUGUUUGGCAGAUAAAGUGGAUUCUCCUGUUAUUUUUGAUUUGGAGGACUUAGACAGCGAAACAGAUGGGUCAAAAGUGGGAUAUGUUGCUUCACAAAACCCCAAGAGGAUUCAGCGUCUCAGCAGCAGCUUUUCAGUAAAACCCUCUGAAAAAACGGAUGUCGCCACGGGAUUUGAUCCCCUCUCCCUUUUGGUUGCUGAGACUGAACAGCAGCAGAAAGGGGAGGAGGAGGAGGAGGAUGAUGACAGCAAAAGCGUUUCAACACCAUCCGCUAGGCGUGAUUUGGCUGAAGAAAUUGUGAUGUAUAUGAAUAACAUGAGCAGUCCGUUGACGAGCCGCACGCCAAGCAUUGAUUUACAACGGGCAUGUGAUGAUAAAUCAACUGGUAAGAAAAGUCCAACACUGGUCAAGGCGUGCAGAAGAUCCAGCUUGCCUCCUCAUUCUCCUAGGCCUAUGAGACUUACCAAAUCUAAAAGUUACACGAAAACUGAGGAGAGACCAAGGGACAGACUCUGGUCUUCUCCGGCCUUCUCACCUACUUGCCCAUUUAGGGAAGACUCUCAAGAUGCAUUAACCCAUUCGUCACCUUCAUUUAAUUUAGAUACACUGCUAGUACCUAAACUAGAUGUUCUGAGGAACAGUAUGUUUACUGCUGGGAAAGGAGUUGCAGAGAAAGCCAGCAAAUGGUAUUCAAGAUUCACCAUGUAUACCACUUCAUCUAAGGAUCAAAGUUCUGAUCGUACCAGUCUUUCUUCAGUGGGAGCCCAGGAUUCUGAAUCUACCUCUUUAACAGAUGAAGAUGUUUGCCAGGAGUUGGAAGGAGCCACUUCCUCCCAAGAGAGCAGUGCCACUUCAGGGACUAAGGGAAUUGAUUUCAGCAGAACAAGCCUGGAAAGUUCUGCCUCCUUAGAAGGAUCCCUGUCGAAGUUUGCCCUACCUGGGAAGUCAGAAGUGGCAUCUUCCUGCAACACAAGUAAUACAAAUAUCUUCCAGAACUAUGCAAUGGAGGUCCUUAUCUCAAGUUGCUCUCGGUGUAGAACUUGCGAUUGUCUUGUCCAUGAUGAGGAAAUCAUGGCUGGCUGGACAGCAGAUGAUUCAAAUCUCAAUACUACAUGCCCGUUUUGUGGCAAUCUUUUCUUGCCUUUUCUGAAUAUUGAAAUAAGAGAUUUAAGACGACCUGGAAGGUACUUUCUGAAGUCAAGCCCAUCUACAGAAAAUAUGCAUUUUCCAUCCUCCUUUUCAAGUCAGACAAGGCAGUCUUGUGUCUCAACAUCAGCCACUGGUCUUGACACAUCUGUUAUCUCUGUUCAAGGGAAUUUUGAUCUCAAUAGCAAAUCUAAACUGCUGGAAAAUACAUGUGCCCGAAGUAUUCAGAUCCCUGCUGAUAGAUCAAAAACAGCUGUGUCAAAAUGUCCACUAUUUCCAAUGGCCAGGAGUGUUAGUACUUAUGGCCCCUUGGAUAAGGAAGACCCUGGAGGGCAGAAACUCAUUUCUACAGGCAGCCUGCCAACUACUUUACAAGGAGCUACAGAUUCUUUAGGAUUAGAGUGGCAUCUCCCAAGUCCAGAUCCUAUCACUGUUCCCUAUCUUAGUCCUUUAGUGGUAUGGAAGGAACUCGAAAGCUUAUUGGAAAAUGAAGGUGAUCAUGCCAUAACAGUGGCAGACUUUGUGGACCAUCAUCCAAUUGUGUUUUGGAACCUGGUGUGGUAUUUUAGACGUCUUGACUUACCCAGUAAUUUACCUGGAUUGAUUCUUUCUUCUGAGCACUGUAACAAGUAUUCAAAGAUUCCUCGCCACUGUAUGUCUGAAGAUAGUAAAUAUGUUUUAAUACAGAUGUUAUGGGACAAUAUGAAAUUACAUCAGGAUCCGGGACAGCCCUUGUACAUCCUCUGGAAUGCCCACAGUCAAAAUCGUACUCUUUUAUUUGAGACCCAAAAGUAUCCAAUGGUCCAUUUAUUGCAAAAAGGUGAUAAUUCAUUUAACCAGGAACUAUUGAAAAAUAUGGUAAAAAGCAUUAAAAUGAAUGAUGUCUAUGGACCAAUGAGUCAGAUUUUAGAGACCCUGAAUAAAUGCCCUCAUUUUAAAAGACAGAGGAGUUUAUAUAGAGAAAUACUAUUUCUCUCGCUUGUGGCACUGGGAAGAGAAAACAUUGAUAUAGAUGCAUUUGAUAAAGAAUACAAGAUGGCAUACGACCGCCUCACACCUAGUCAAGUCAAGAGUACACACAACUGUGAUCGACCACCAAGUACAGGGGUGAUGGAAUGUCGAAAAACCUUUGGAGAACCUUAUCUUUAAGAUAUGCACGUGCGUGUAUACUUUCAAUAUGUAUUGUAUAGUCAGUGUAUAAAAUAAUAUUUGGAGAUUCUAAACUCUUUCUCUUCGAUUUUUGAAAAUGCAUUUGUAAAUGGUUCAGAAAGCCCAGAUAGCUCAUGUACAGAAUGUUCUAAGAAGGGAAGAGUGACAAGUGAAGAGAGAGCCAUUUUGUUUCUCAUCUCUUUGUUUUUUUUUUUUUUUCUUUACUUCUCCUGUAACCAGUAAUUAAGUAUUUUUGUGACAAGGAAAUCCCUAGACAAAAUUACUUCUCAAAAUAAGACACCUGUUUUGUGGUUUCUCUUGGAAGAAACAUGUUGAAAAAAUCAUGUAUGGAACUUAACCAAAUGUAAGAUCAAAGUAUUUCCUGUUUUCAUAGACUAUUCAAAUGUUUUGACCAUGAAGUUGUAUUAUACAUAUUUUAAAUUGUUUAUAGUAAGUUGAUAUUUUUUUAAUUUUUAAACUUAAUAUAGCAAACAAAAUGAACUGAAACUUACGAAGCAAGCAAUUAAGUGCUUAUUUUCCUUGUCUGCUGCUAUUUGAAGUAAUUAGUACAGCUGCAGAUCUCUAUAUGUAUAGCUAUCUAUAUCUAUCUAUCUAUCUAUAUAUAUAUAUAUAUAUAUAUAUAUUUUAUUACUUGGGAGAAUGAUUCAAAACUGUCAGCGCUAGUGUCAGUGUUGUGCUAGGAUUGCAUGUUAGUACCGCUAAGCCUGACUGCAGUGAGUGGAUGAAAGCCAGGGUGCGCACUGCCCAGACUGACUCAUUGAGCCUUGUCGAAGGAGAGCCGGGGAGGUUCCAAGUCUGCUUCUGCAAAAUCAGGUUCAGUAUACCAUGACUGAAAAUGUUCUCUAUUGCUAACAGAUACAGACAGUACACAGGGAUAGCUUACAAAGCCAAAAAUCAAUUUAGAUUUUAAUAUUCUAUACGAACACUUGUGUUGGGAAAUAUGUCAGACAACUUAUUCCAGAUUUUACCCUUAUUUUAAUAUCUAAAAUGUGGCAUAUGAUGCAGAUUGUAUCAUAUUUAUCUGGAAUAUGACCUAUUGGGAGUAUUCUGUUCAUAUUAUAUAUAUAUAUAAAUAAAUAUUCAAGAUAUUUUUUCAAAAAUAGAAAAAUAAUAACUCUCUAAAAGUACAGCCAGAUAGAAUUUCCCAUAUUGAGGAACUUGGCUUUUUCAAUAAGCCUUCAGAAUCUGAAGUUUAUGGAAUCUAAAAUCCAGAAAUAUCCAGAAAUCAGACAAUAAAUUGAACGUUUAAACACCAUGGGUAUUAGAAAGACUCUUAAAAAGUAUUUUUAGUCCCAUUAUUUCAAAUAUCGCUUUCUUUGGUAAUUUCUGAUAAAAAGUAUUCUUUGGCUAUUAGAGUUAUUUAUAGAUUUCCAGUAUGUGUGUGUGCGUGGUUGCACACAUUGUCAUGAAGGAAAGAAUUCUCUAGACAGUUUCAUAGGAGAAAAAUGUGGAUGGUUCCAAAUCUGGUGUGUAAGCCAGUAGAGCCCAGGACACUUGUCCUGGGGAUAUCUGAGACUUAGAAUCAGUUUAGCUGCGCAAAAACUACCUUGUGAGUUCACACCAUUAGUGAAUAGCAUCAAGCUGAAACAUUUCACAGCUUUCUACCCUGGGAAGUAAUGGGGAGAGUUUAAAAAAUGUGAAAUUUUAGUUCGAAUUAGUUUGGGACUGACCUUGCUUACUUGAAAAACCUGGUGCUAUGCACAUUUAUAUGCCUUUCCUUUGUAAAUACAACUCCAGUCUCCUUCACUCUUCGUAUCCGAGUUUCACAUCCUAAAGGAGUCUUUUGUUCCCUACAUCGCUUGAUAAUUGUCAAACGAGAGAAACAUUUGAUAGGUGAGUCUUUUGGCAUUGGCAGCAAAUAUCCCUCCAAAUAGGGUUCUGGGGUUCUAUUCUGUUUUUGUGUCCUGGGGUUUUGUUUCCCUUAUAAGAACAGCUUUCGCUGUUGUUUAACUUGUCUUUGACACAAACUAUAUGUAAGAAUUAUAGUUUAUUGAUUUCAAGUACCUAACCAGAAAAAAAAUGAGGUAAAGCCCAUUCAUUGUGGUUCAAACUCAUAUGGGGAAAGGUGAGUAUAGUUAUUAUCUCCUCCCAUACACACAGAGUUUUUGUUCUGUUUUUCAUUGGGUUUUAUUUCCUCUACUUUUAAUUCCCAGGGAAUAUUAUUUGUGCAAAUUUAGUCUUUAAAAAUAAAACCAAAAACAUGAGUAGAAAGUAGUAAACCCUGCUCAAAAGAAAAUUAAAAUCUAGAUCAUCCUUUAAAAUAACUCUAUAUAAACUUCUCUUCAAUUUUCUCUCUGUUGAAGAUACAUUUUGAAGAAUCAUGGCCAACCAAUCUUGUUGGAGAGAAAUACACUUUUGCUACAUUAUCUGUCUCUUGUUUUCUUACUCUUAGUUUUGUUUAUAUGUUUAAUAGUUGAAAAUAAACCCUGCUGUGUCCUGGUA